AUGGUCUUCUUUACUCUCUCAAAUCUAAUUCUUACCUUCCUUGCCGCUCAGCUGCUUCAACUCCUAUACAUAGUCGUACAUCGUACUAUUCUCUCACCAUUAGCCAAGAUCCCCGGCCCAAGACUCGCGGCGCUAACAAGUUGGUAUGAGUGCUACUACGAUGUCUUUAGGCCCGGUCAGUACGUUUUCAAGAUCAAGCAGCUGCAUGAGGAGUACGGCCCUAUUAUUCGUAUCACUCCCCGCGAAGUCUCCGUCUCCGAUCUGGCCUUUCUGGAUACCAUAUAUGCACCUGGAGCUCAUUCCAAACGCAACAAAGACUUGGAGAAAGUUAAAGCACUGGGUAUCAAUACUUCGACUGGUGGAGCUAUUGAGCAUGACCUCCAUCGUAAGAGACGAGAUUCGCUCAAUCCCUUCUUCUCAACGAAAAGCGUGAUGAAGCUAGCCCCCCAAAUCCAAGCAAAGACUGCCCAACUCGAGGAUAUAUUUGCUACUAGUCUGGCGCAAGACAAAAUUGUGAAUUUAUCAGACUUCUACUUUGCCUUUGCAAGCGACGUUGUUUCUCAGUACUGCUUCAGUCGCAACCAGAAUAUCCUUGCCCGCCCACAACAGGCAGCAGUCAUGCGAAAGAAUGUAGUAACUGUGUUGAGAGGUGUUAAGUUUAACCUCCACUUUGCUUGGGUGCGAAGUUUGAUCCGCAUGCUUCCGGCUUCUCUAUCAGGGCGUUGGGUGCCUCAAGGUAUCAAAGACAUGUUAAAGUUCAGAAUGCAAAUUCGUCGAGAAAUUCAACAGAUACUCGAAAAGAAGGACACGGAUACUCACGAGUUUCCCCAUUCUAUAUUCUACGAACUCAGAGAAAGCCCAGCACUUCCAGCCUCGGAGAAAACCGUCCAAAGAUUUGAAGAUGAAGCAACAUUGCUUGUCAUGGCAGGUCUGCUGCCCAACCAGCGCUCAAACUCAAAAAGUCGUAAGGACUGA
Lachnellula hyalina is the source of this 975-nucleotide messenger RNA. RefSeq names its product Cytochrome P450 monooxygenase (gene TRI4). Lineage: Eukaryota; Fungi; Ascomycota; Leotiomycetes; Helotiales; Lachnaceae. The record is from RefSeq and is a predicted model, not a curated record. Gene Ontology annotation, molecular function: oxidoreductase activity, acting on paired donors, with incorporation or reduction of molecular oxygen; iron ion binding; heme binding. The coding region runs from base 1 to 975 and encodes 324 amino acids. The transcript is spliced from 4 exons.